This is a messenger RNA of Cylicocyclus nassatus, 2789 nucleotides long. Lineage: Eukaryota; Metazoa; Nematoda; Chromadorea; Rhabditida; Strongylidae. The record is from the annotation of a GenBank genome assembly.
AUUUGAACAAGAUCCGUGUGCAUCAGCGAGUUUGCUGAUUGUCGUCGGUUUGAUUGCGAAUUUUUUCUCUUGCUGUCGAAAUGGCUGCGAUACCCACUGUCAAAGAUGAAAAAGAAAAGCGGAAUGAGGCACUUGCCACUGCAAUUCUGAAGGAUAAGAUGAAGCCGAAUCGUCUGAUAGUUGACCAGAGUGACAAAGAUGACAACUCCAUUAUCGCCCUCAGCCAAGCAAAGAUGGACGAGCUGGCACUUUUCCGUGGAGAUACAGUUGUAUUGAAGGGAAAGAAGAGAAAGGAAACCGUUGCUAUAGUGCUUGCCGACGAUAACUGUCCCAACGAUAAGAUCAGAAUGAAUCGGGUUGUACGUCACAACUUACGCGUCCGGCUUGGGGAUGUCGUCAGCGUCACUGCCGCGCCAAACAUCGGCUACGGUAAACGAGUGCACGUGCUGCCACUGGACGACACUGUUGAAGGACUUACUGGCAACUUGUUCGAAGUUUUCUUGAAGCCCUACUUUGUUGAGGCGUACAGGCCUCUUCACAAAGGAGAUAUUUUCACUGUACAAGCAGCGAUGCGUACUGUCGAAUUCAAGGUGGUUGAAACGGAUCCAUCGCCGUCAUGCAUUGUUGCGCCGGAUACUGUAAUACAUUAUGAAGGUGAAGCGAUUAAGCGUGAGGAAGAAGAGGAAAAUAUGAAUGAUGUUGGAUACGACGAUAUUGGCGGCGUCCGAAAGCAACUGGCACAGAUCAAGGAAAUGGUCGAGCUUCCACUCCGUCAUCCUCAGUUGUUCAAAGCUAUCGGUAUCAAGCCACCCCGAGGCAUCCUGUUGUUUGGACCUCCUGGUACCGGUAAGACACUGAUAGCUAGAGCUGUUGCGAACGAAACUGGAGCGUUCUUCUUCCUUCUGAAUGGACCGGAAAUCAUGUCCAAAUUGGCUGGAGAAUCCGAAUCUAAUCUAAGAAAGGCAUUUGAGGAAUGCGAGAAGAACUCACCCGCUAUCUUGUUCAUUGACGAAAUUGACGCAAUCGCACCGAAACGUGAAAAGACUCACGGAGAAGUUGAGCGCCGUAUUGUCUCCCAGUUGCUCACUUUAAUGGACGGGCUCAAGCAAAGAUCUCAUGUAGUAGUUAUUGCAGCCACAAAUAGACCAAACUCCAUUGAUGCAGCUCUGAGACGGUUCGGUCGCUUUGACAGAGAAAUUGAUAUCGGUAUUCCUGACGCCGUCGGACGUCUUGAGGUGCUUCGCAUCCACACGAAGAACAUGAAGCUAGCUGACGACGUUGAUCUAGAGCAAAUCGCCAACGAGUGCCACGGCUACGUUGGCGCCGACUUGGCUUCUUUGUGCUCGGAGGCUGCCCUUCAACAAAUCCGAGAGAAAAUGGAGUUGAUCGAUCUCGAGGACGAGACCAUCGAUGCUGAAGUGUUGAACUCACUUGCUGUGACAAUGGAGAACUUUAGGUUUGCCAUGGGUAAAUCAUCUCCGUCUGCUCUGCGUGAGACCGUCGUUGAAACGCCCAACAUCACAUGGGACGAUAUCGGAGGUUUGCAAAAUGUCAAGAGAGAGCUGCAGGAGCUGGUACAGUACCCAGUCGAACAUCCGGAGAAGUAUGUCAAAUUUGGAAUGCAACCUUCCAGAGGUGUAUUGUUCUACGGUCCUCCGGGAUGCGGUAAAACGCUUUUGGCUAAGGCUAUAGCCCACGAAUGCCAGGCCAACUUCAUCUCUAUUAAGGGACCUGAACUUCUUACCAUGUGGUUUGGUGAAUCCGAAGCCAACGUCCGUGAUGUAUUCGACAAAGCUCGUGCUGCAGCGCCCUGUGUCUUGUUCUUUGACGAGUUGGAUUCAAUCGCGAAAGCUCGUGGAGGUACUGCUGGCGAUGCUGGAGGCGCAGCCGAUCGUGUAAUCAAUCAAAUCCUUACUGAAAUGGAUGGUAUGAACUCCAAGAAAAACGUUUUCAUCAUUGGAGCUACGAACAGACCAGACAUUAUCGAUUCCGCUAUCCUACGUCCAGGUCGUCUUGACCAACUGAUUUAUAUCCCACUUCCUGACGAGGCUUCGCGACUGCAGAUUUUCAAGGCCAAUCUUCGAAAAACGCCUGUAGCCAAAGAUGUUGAUAUGACAUUCCUGUCAAAGAGUACUGUUGGAUUCUCUGGUGCUGAUCUUACGGAAAUCUGCCAGAGGGCAUGCAAACUCGCUAUCCGAGAGUCGAUUGAGAAGGAGAUCAAGAUCGAGAAAGAUAGGCAAGAGCGACGCGCUCGUGGUGAAGAACUCAUGGAAGAUGAGGCUUACGAUCCAGUGCCAGAGAUCACUCGUGCCCACUUUGAAGAGGCCAUGAAGUUCGCUCGAAGAUCUGUCUCUGACAACGAUAUUAGAAAAUACGAGAUGUUCGCGCAAACCCUGCAACAGCAGAGAGGAUUUGGAAAUAACUUCAAAUUCCCUGGUGAGCAACCCAACCCCAACCAGCCAUCUGGAGUUCCUGUCGGAGGAAAUGAUGAUGAUGAUCUUUACAGUUAAAUUCUCUGUAAGCAAAACUUUUGUAACAACUUAAGUUAUUUAUGUCUUAUUCAUGUCCUCCAGUAAUAGCUCCUAAACCAUUUACUGUUUUACUUGAAGUUAUCGACUCUCUUCAUUCACAUUGUGCACUUUUUUUCUUAAAUUAGAGUCGAAGUAUCACCGAACGGGGCGUUCUAGAUACAUGGUGGUACAGAUGGUUGCAUGUGUUGUAAAUUAAAGUGUGCAGUUUUCUUUUAAUGAACUUUUUAACAUCGUUUGUUCUAUACUAACGCUGUUCUU